Messenger RNA from Geodia barretti, 219 nucleotides. The record is from the annotation of a GenBank genome assembly. NCBI's taxonomy places the organism in Eukaryota, Metazoa, Porifera, Demospongiae, Tetractinellida, Geodiidae.
AAUCGUGGAACUUCUUGUUUGUCACUGGAGCAUUGCUCAAUCUAAAAGGAGAGGUUCUUGGCUGCACAACUGGAGAUGUCAGACUGGCUGGAACUGAUCAGAACUAUACAGGAAGAGUGGAGUUCUGUAAUGAGGGAAAGUGGGGGACAGUUUGCGAUGACUCUUGGGAUGAUGAGGAUGCUAGAGUAGUGUGCAGACAGCUGGGCCUCCCCACCAAAG